Messenger RNA from Vittaforma corneae ATCC 50505, 180 nucleotides. RefSeq lists its product as uncharacterized. The record is from RefSeq and is a predicted model, not a curated record. The transcript has a single exon. The coding region runs from base 1 to 180 and encodes 59 amino acids. Lineage: Eukaryota; Fungi; Microsporidia; Nosematidae.
AUGGAAAACACACUUGAAGAGAAAAAGCAAAAAAUUCUUAAAAGAUUGGAGAAUACCAUUGAGUCUUCAAACUGCAUUCUUUACGAAAUAAACCAAGAACUGCAGAAUAUUGUGGAGAACAACAGAGUUCUAGAACAGACUGCAGACAUAUAUAACACGUGGAGUAGCAAGGGGAUGUAA